Molecule: messenger RNA, 2804 nt
Organism: Scomber japonicus (chub mackerel)
Lineage: Eukaryota; Metazoa; Chordata; Actinopteri; Scombriformes; Scombridae
Product: transmembrane protein 198-like
Exons: 5
Coding region: 467-1474 (335 amino acids)
Cellular component (GO): plasma membrane
Source: RefSeq, a predicted model, not a curated record
AGUAGGAUUAGGGGUAGUGAGAGCUGAACUCUCAGCUGGCUCGGCCUUGGACUUGGCAGCAGCCUCGUACUGUCGCUGGGGGCAGAUGGUCUCCCUCUCAGAGUCAGGCGUCAGCUGCUCACAUGUGCGCAGAUGAGGGACUUAUUGCGUCGGACGGUGAGUCUCCACCACAGCUCGCAGAGAGGGAACCUCACAGUGACAGACUCCUGAUAAACUCCUGACAGCCUGCUACCUGUUGGCUUUACUGAAAUUUGAAAGAACUUUUUUCUGUUUCUCUGAUAAAGCUCACAUUUCAUCUGUGAGGAUAUGAUUCAUUCAAGGUGCACAACAGGAAACGUGUUUGGUUCAGGAGCUUCCUCUUUCCCUGGACACCCCAUACAGGAUGUUCCAGUCUUCCCCUUUCAAUGAACAAAGCGGAUUCGCGUCCAAACUAACCACACAGCAAUAGAAGUAAUAAUCCUCCAAGAUGGCAGUCACUUCUCUCUAUGUUACAGAGGAGCCAGGAGUCGGUUUAGCUGAAGUGGACAUAUGUACACUUGAGAUUAAUAUCAAGUAUGAAGUCAUCCCAUCUAUCGUCUGCUCUGUUUGCUUCUUAUUCGGCAUCAUCUACAGCUUUUUUGGAUACCGCUGCUUCAAGAUGGUCAUGUUCUUCUCCGGCUUCAUGUUUGGAGCAGCAGCCGUCAUCCUGUUGUACCACAAGGAGCCAGUCCUGGAAGUCCAGCUGGGGACAGAAACCAAAGCAGGGAUCGGCCUAGGCGUGGGUGUACUCUGCGGGUUGAUGACCAUGCUGGUGUCCACUAUGGGACUCAUCGUCAGCGGAGUACAGCUGGGGGGUCUGCUCUCUCUCCCCAUCCUGGUGGUCAUCGGACAGUUUCACACCCUUACUCCAGUGUGGGUGCCUUUCAGUGUCGUGCUGUCCGCCAGCAUCGUCACUGCUAUCUUCACACUUCAGUGGCAGAAACUGUUCACCAUCAUCUACACCUCUGUGUUUGGAGCGAUCGUCGUGAUGCUGUGUGUGGAUUACCUGGUGGCGACGUUCACACUGCCAGAUCAGGUGUAUGAUAUUCUUAGUCAAGUUACCCCACGUCCACUCUGCUGGUUUAACUGGGCAAUCACUGGGAUCUGUCCAGUUUUGAGUUUGAUAGGUGUGUUGGUGCAAUGGAAGUUUACUGGCAAAGGAGUAUCUCACACAGAAGCUACACAAAAAAAGCAGAAGAAAAUCACCAGGAACCACACAUACAGACAGUCAAGGAGAGGACCUCAAUCACACCGCCGGCGCAGACCUCCACCCUUGAAACGCUACGCUGGGGACGUUUUGGCACCGAGUUAUCUCCAAAGCCUUCAGGAGCACCGGAUGGGAACAGGCUCCUCCAUCAGCAGCGUCAGCACUAUCACACAUACUCUAAUUGACUUUGACUUUGAGACGGGCUCCAUGGUGCCGCUGACUACUGCCUCUCCGAUCUUUGAGGUCUAAAGGAAUACAGCAUCGAAUGUACCUGCAGACUGCAACAUAUCUGAGGAGUCCUUUACCUUACACCUACAAACAUUUCAACAUUUCUUUGAUCUGAAACAAUUCAACCAUUUUGAUGAGCGGCUUCGUCAGAUAAUCAUCAACAUGCACACAGGGACUCUUGGUGUUCAUGCUCUGAAUGAUGGCGAUAAGACAACAUAACACAACAUGCACGGCAGAGACUUUGUGUUUCAUGGUUAUGCUGUUUUCUUUCACACAAUGUCAACACUAAACCAAACUUUUUAUUCUCCUAAUCCUGUAACACCCUCUUGGAAACACAGGCCUGAGAUAUGUCAAGCUGGAUUAGUGAACUUUGGAACAACUGUGAAGUUAUAAACAAUAAAUUCAUAUCAGAAUAAUAUGCAGUAUUCUGAAGAAAUAGAUAUGCAGUAUUCUGAGGAAUAAACCACUGAUUUGACUGUAAAAGGACUGUGCUGUUUGGGGGUAGCAUUAUUAUUCCUAUAUUCAUUUCCAUUAAAGGUACAACAUUCAUUAAGAUUUAUAAAUAUUGAGAUUAUAAGUGCACCCCCAAGUGAACAAAUUAUGAGCAAACAUUACAAGAUUUUUUAUGAUUAUGUAGAUUAUUUUGUAUUUUAUUUAUCUGACGUGAAUGAUUUAAGGGAUGAUCAAUAUUUUGACUGAAAUGCACAUUUCUUUUCUCAAAUAUCCAUAUUUACUACACACACAUACACAUUUAUUUCUGUAUUUCAUUUAAGAAACUGAUGAUGAUUUAAGCAGUUUUUGCUUUUUAAGGUUUUUCUUUUUUUCUCAAACUAGUAACAGAAAUAUCAGAUUAUAAGUAAACAUGCACGUUCUGCAUGAAAGAUUAUCAAUUUCACAUUUAGUAAGAUUACUUUAGCGAAAUACCUUUUAGACAUUACUCAGAAAUGUUCAGAAGUAAUCAUGAUAUUCAAAAAUGUUUUUUUUUAUUGACUGAUAACAUAACAUAUUGAUAACAGCUGCAGAGUUGCUUUUGUUGGCCUGAAAGUUGUCAAAUUUACCAAAAAUGCACAGAUAAGACAAGUUUUUAUGUAAACUUAUAUGUGUGUAUUAAAUGUUAUUAUCUCAGGAAUGUAAUAUGCCUUAAAAUCAACACAGUUUGAUUUGUUCUAUUAAAUAUAGUUUUUAAAUAAUUGUCCCAUUGCCAUAAAAAAGAAACAUCACAUCAUUCAAAUAUUAAUUCUGUUGCUGUUUUCAUGCAGAUUUUUGUACAAAGAGAAUAAUAAUGAUCUGGUAUGUGAAUGUUUUCUAAUCAUUUGUCAGGAUCCCAAUAAAAAAGCAUCUGUCACUGUUA